This is a messenger RNA of Westerdykella ornata, 800 nucleotides long. RefSeq lists its product as uncharacterized. The transcript has a single exon. NCBI's taxonomy places the organism in Eukaryota, Fungi, Ascomycota, Dothideomycetes, Pleosporales, Sporormiaceae. The coding region runs from base 76 to 672 and encodes 198 amino acids. The record is from RefSeq and is a predicted model, not a curated record.
ACCGUUACUCCAGCUACUCGCCCUGUUUUACGCUUUUAUUUCUGCCGCUACAGCAAUAAGCAAGCCUCAGUAAGAAUGCAUUCAACAGGACAGACGGCCGCCCAGUAUACGUUAAGUCGGCUGAGCGCAUACGCUGAUUAUCGGCGCUUGGUAGACCAAGUUCCAAUCAUCGACAGCAUCUGCCUGUCCCACAUAGGUCACCCAUACAACCAAAUCCCAGCCCCUGAUAUUCAUGGGCAUAUGUUUGGACAGCUACGCCCAGUAUUUUACACAUUUCUCGACAAAAUAUCCCGGUUUUCUGCGCAGUAUCCAACAGGCAGGAUUGAAGUAUGGGUGCUUGGCCUGGAUGGGCUCACAACCCAUCCACAGGGCCACGACGCCUUGUGGGAACGGUGGCCGCAACAUGACAUUACAUUCCAUCACAUCCAGUUUCAUGGUAUCGAUCGCCUUCAGCCUGUCCAACAGUACCUUCGUACAGACCACGUUGGUGUUUCUCACCUGCCCCCUUUUGAUGAAACGCUCUACAAUAACCCGAACCCAGCACCAAACAUUGCCGCUAUGAAAACAAUGCUUCAAACGGCAUAUAAUGGCAGAGGUCUCCAAGGAUCAGAUCAGUGGAAAAAUCAAAACCGCAAUGGGUUGCCGGGGCCAACGCCCCCUUGGCUUCAAUAGUGCAUGUUGGCAAUGCAAGAGAAGGAACGUGACAUAUAUGUUAUUUAGUCUCUGCUACCAUUACAUAACCGUUACAUAAGUCGAUACACAAUACGUAGCUUUAAGAGACGUGUCACCGUCACCAUCAC